Molecule: messenger RNA, 828 nt
Organism: Saccharomyces kudriavzevii IFO 1802
Lineage: Eukaryota; Fungi; Ascomycota; Saccharomycetes; Saccharomycetales; Saccharomycetaceae
Gene: HEM4
Product: uroporphyrinogen-III synthase HEM4
Exons: 1
Coding region: 1-828 (275 amino acids)
Biological process (GO): uroporphyrinogen III biosynthetic process
Molecular function (GO): uroporphyrinogen-III synthase activity
Source: RefSeq, a predicted model, not a curated record
AUGUCCAGCGGGAAGAAAACCAGGGUAAUUCUGCUAAAGAAUAAAACUGUUCCCAUUGAUAAAUACGAAUUGGAGUUUAGGAGUAAGGCAUUCGAACCAGUAUUCAUACCACUCAUUAGACAUACUCAUGUCACACAAGACUUUAAAAGUGUUUUGAACAGCAUUCCAAACUAUCUGGAUACGAUCGAUUACAUCAUCAUUACAUCUCAAAGGUCAGUCGAGUCUCUCAAUGAGGCAAUCAUUCCUUCGUUAACAAACGAACAAAAAGUUAAAUUAUUUAGUAAAACAGUUUAUACAGUGGGUCCCGCCACUGCUGAUUUCAUCAGAAGAUCAGGUUUCAUCAAUAUUAAAGGUGGAGAAGAUGCUGGCAACGGUUCAAUCCUCGCAGAUAUUAUCAUUAACGACCUAGCUACAAAUGUCGAUAAUCCACCGCCCAAUGAGCUCUUAUUUCUCGUUGGUGAAAUUAGGAGGGACAUCAUCCCAAAGAAAUUAUAUAGCAAGGGUAUAAAAGUAAGAGAAGUGGUUACUUACAAAACCGAAGAUUUGGAUGAUAGUCUCCCAAGAUUAUUGCAGGCUAUGACACCGCAUAAUGAAGCUGAAAUGCCUUUGAAUUGGAUCGUCGUUUUCAGUCCGCAAGGUACUAAGGAAAUCACUCAGUACUUAGGUGGUAAGGGUCAUCCAUUAAAUUCUAAGUUGCGAGUGGCAUCCAUUGGGCCUACUACUAAAAAAUACCUAGAUAAUAAUAAUAUAAUUUCCAAUGUUAUCAGUCCAAAACCGGAUGCCAGAUCAUUAUUAACUGCUAUUGAAUCAUACGAACGCCAUAUAUGA